Messenger RNA from Chanos chanos (milkfish), 2049 nucleotides. RefSeq names its product pseudouridine synthase 7 like (gene pus7l). Gene Ontology annotation, biological process: pseudouridine synthesis. The transcript is spliced from 8 exons. Gene Ontology annotation, cellular component: nucleus. NCBI's taxonomy places the organism in Eukaryota, Metazoa, Chordata, Actinopteri, Gonorynchiformes, Chanidae. Gene Ontology annotation, molecular function: pseudouridine synthase activity; RNA binding. The record is from RefSeq and is a predicted model, not a curated record.
AUGGACGAAGAGACUCCGGGCUCCUCAUGCUUCAUGUCUGACCAUCCGGGUUUUUAUGGCACCAUUAAAAACUCAACCAGCGACUUUGUGGUGACUGAGAAAGACAUCAACGGACAAUUUGUAAAUAAACUGAACUCAGACAGAGACUGCGCCCUAAACGAUGAAUUACCUCAGUAUACAGUAAAAGGUGAUAAUCAUUGCAACUUCCACCCUGAUAAAUUAACAUCUAUAGAAGUCAGCUGUGAGAGUGGUGAAUCUGACAUUCAAAACCAGGAGUGUUUUGAUUUGAGUAUUAUCCUUGACCCCUCUGUUAAUGAGGCAUUAGAACAUUUCACUCGCAGAAUUCGAGCAGGCUCUAGUCCGAGAGAAGGUGAAAAGCCUGCCGCUGUUGAAUUAUCUCUUGGCAAAUUCCCAGACAAACACCAGCGUGCCAGUGUGCACAGAGCAGUAAGGCACAAUUUCCCCUUUCUGAUGACUUUGACCAAUCAAACCGAGAUUAUCGUGAAGGAGGACCCAGAUUUCAAAGAGCUGUCCAGCCUUGUAUCUGAGGAAGAGGCUGAGGACUUUUUCAGAUUUGUUGAUGCAAAAAAACCCAUUUCAGUGUUUACUUUCAUGCCUGAUGGCAGCAAGGAACACCGCACGGCAGUCCACCAUUUUCUGAGCCGGAGGUUUGGGAAAUUAGUGGAGACCAAGAGCUUCACAGAUCCACAGCACGGGACGGCUAUUACUGUGAGGUUAAGGGAACGUGGGAGGACAUCAAAGAAGAGAACUGCUUCAGACCUCCAGCAGGAAGAGGUCACUUAUACAGCUUUCACUCUGAGAAAAGAGAAUUUGGAAACUCUUGAGGCCAUCAGCUACAUGGCCACAGCUCUAGGAGUGCUACCUUCUGACUUCACUUAUGCAGGCAUCAAAGACAAGAGGGCCAUCACCUAUCAGUCAAUGGUGGUGAAGAAGGUCCCCCCUGAAAGGUUGACGGAGAAGGUUCCAGAAUUUGAGAGGAGGGGAAUUCAGCUCUCUCUCAUACGGCGUGUAUCUGAACCCCUCCAACUUGGGAGACUUGGGGGGAACCAUUUUGACAUUAUUAUUCGGGACCUUAGGCCCCAUGCCAAAGGUUCUCAAGCAGACCUAGAAAAGCUUGUGUCUGAGGCUGUGGAGAAUGUGAAGGUGAAUAAAAGAGUGCACUACUUAUAAAACCAUCUUACCAUGCAGGUUAGAGGCUUCGUAAAUUACUUUGGCCCACAGAGAUUUGGAAGUGGACAGAGUGUCCAGGCAGACCGAGUGGGGCUUGCUCUUCUGAAGGAAGAAAUGGUAAAUGCUGUCAGAUUGUUCUUUACACCAGAUUCAGGGGACGACCUGCAAAAUCAAGCAAAGCGUCACUUCCUCGACACAGAAAAUGCCAAGGAGAGCCUGGUGCUCAUGCCCGCUUACAAAGCCCGGGAGAGGCUGAUGUUGCGGGCGCUUCACCGAUAUGGGACUGGGCACGAGGGAAGCGCCCACGCCUGGCUCAGUCUGCCCCAUGGCAUGCGAAUCUUCUACCUCCAUGCCUACUGCAGUCGGGUGUGGAACGAAGCAGCCGAGGCCAGGCUCCUAAGGCUGUCUCACCGAGCAGUACAGGGAGACCUGGUCCUCAAGUCCAAGACAUCAGAGCAAACUGGUGAAGUUGGCGUACCGCAGAUCCAUGUUGUGUCUGCAGAGGAGGAGAGGGACAAUGUCUUCACACUCGGACAAGUGGUUCUUCCAAUGCCUGGCAAUAGUGUGAAGUACCCAGAGAAUGAACUGGGACAAUGGUACAAAGAGCGGCUGGCGGAGGACGGGCUGCAGUCCUGCCGUUUCCGAGUCACAGCCCUGAAGCUCAACGUCCCAGGCUGCUACCGCCCCCUGCUGGCCUUCCCCCACAACAUGACGUAUACAUUGCACGGCAGUAAUACUGCCCAGACAAGCGGCCAGCCACAGGACUCUGGAUUGCCAUAUGUGUCUUUGUCAUUCAACCUGGACGCAUCCUGUUAUGCCACUGUAUGUCUCAGAGAACUCAUGAAAAAAGAUCUGUAA